Molecule: messenger RNA, 1479 nt
Organism: Tripterygium wilfordii
Lineage: Eukaryota; Viridiplantae; Streptophyta; Magnoliopsida; Celastrales; Celastraceae
Product: spermidine synthase
Exons: 9
Coding region: 16-1212 (398 amino acids)
Biological process (GO): spermidine biosynthetic process
Cellular component (GO): cytosol
Molecular function (GO): spermidine synthase activity
Source: RefSeq, a predicted model, not a curated record
GAAACUGAGAGUUCCAUGGAAAACCCAAACGCGGCCUUAAGAGUGUUUUGGUUCUUUCCUAUUAUUCGUUUUAUCUAUUAUAAAAGGCAAAAGACCAAGAUUGUGUGGUCUCGCUUUGAUAGGUCUUCUACUCUUCCGUCUUCUGGGGUUUUUGGUAUUUUGAGAUACAGCGAGUGUGUGUCGGUGGGCGUGAUUAUGGCACAAGAGGGUGGUGCUCUGGCUACUGAUUUGCCGGUGAAGAGACCAAGAGAAGAUGAAGAAAAUGGGGUCCCUGUCAAUACUUUGUCCAUGGAGACUGAGAACAACGAGGAGCUACCGGAUUCUAUCUCAUCUGUUAUUCCUGGGUGGUUCUCUGAGAUUAGCCCAAUGUGGCCUGGCGAGGCACACUCCUUGAAGGUAGAGAAGAUCUUAUUUCGCGGAAAGUCUGAUUACCAAGAUGUCAUGGUUUUCCAGUCUUCAACAUACGGGAAGGUUCUUGUUUUGGAUGGAGUGAUCCAGCUCACAGAGAGGGAUGAAUGUGCAUACCAAGAAAUGAUCACACAUCUUCCACUUUGCUCAAUUCCUAGCCCAAAAAAGGUUUUGGUUAUUGGCGGAGGUGAUGGCGGGGUUUUGCGCGAAGUGUCUCGCCAUGUUUCUGUUGAACAUAUCGAUAUUUGCGAAAUUGAUAAGAUGGUUGUUGAUGUUUCUAAGGAGUUCUUUCCUCAAAUAGCAGUUGGCUAUGAGGAUCCUCGUGUAACACUUCAUAUUGGUGAUGGGGUUGCAUUUCUGAAAGCCGUUCCUGAAGGAACUUAUGAUGCAGUUAUAGUUGAUUCUUCUGAUCCCAUAGGUCCUGCACAAGAGCUAUUUGAGAAGCCCUUUUUUGAGUCGGUGGCAAAGGCUCUUCGUCCAGGAGGAGUUGUGUGCACUCAGGCUGAAAGUAUAUGGCUUCACAUGCACAUCAUCGAGGACAUUGUAGCUAAUUGUCGCCAGGUCUUCAAAGGUUCUGUGAACUAUGCAUGGACUACGGUCCCUACAUACCCAAGUGGGGUGAUUGGCUUUAUGCUUUGCUCAACCGAGGGACCCCUGGUCGAUUUCAAGCAUCCGGUAAAUCCUAUAGAUGCUACUGACAGUUGCAACAAAUUAAAGCCCUUGAAAUUUUACAACUCAGAGAUUCAUUCAGCAGCUUUCUGCUUACCUACUUUUGCGAAGAGGGUCAUUGAUGCGAAGAAAUGAGUUAAAAUUUUGAAGUGUUGGAGCAGAGUCGAGGCUGUUGUAGAGUAUCCGUCCUCAAUAGUCAAUCCACUGCUUAAAACUUCUAACAUAAAUGGCUUGCAUGGCCGUUGAUUUCAAUUUAUGAGGUCGAUGCAAUUUCUUGUGGAUUUUUUCCCUACUUAAAAACUACGAACGCAGAAGCUAUAUUUGGUUUUAGUUUAUUCAACUUGCUGUUUUUCACAAUGUUUACGGAGGCCAUGAGUAAUUUUAUCUAUAUUUUUAAAGAUA